AUGGCAACCCCCGUUGUCGUCGGCGUGGCUGACGUGGUCAAUCGAUCUCUGGCACCUCGAGACGCACGUGAGCCGUUGCAAUUGAUGGUCGAAGCCGUCCAAAACGCCAUGAGCGACACCGGGCUCUCUCCGUCAUCCGCGCAAAAGCUUCAGUCCAGCAUUACCAGCGUGUACACCGUUCGCUGUUGGACGUGGCCCUACGCAGACCUACCUGAGCUCCUGGCCCAGCGGCUGGGCGUCACCCCAUUACACAAGAGAGCCAGCACGCAAGGGGGCCACAAUCCAGCCAUGUUGUUCGAUGAAGCCGCCCGUGCGAUAUCGCGGGGGGAAAGCAAAGUGGCCGUGCUUGCCGGCGGAGAAGCCUUGGCUUCGUUGCAGGCUUGGACCAAAGUCAACAAGGGGUCACCGCCGCCUUGGACCCCUGUCGAGCAGGAAGUAGGCGCCGUAUUUUCACCAACCACAAGGGAUCUCGAAGAAGGUCUGGGAUCUAUCCAUUCCAUCGGCAGACCGAUUCAAAUCUACCCGCUGUAUGAAAACGGCUUCAGAGCCCACCGCGGCCAAUCCCUGCCUGACAACAACCGCGAGUCGGCGCAGCUGUACGCAAGUUUUGCCAGAGUUGCGGCGCAGAAUCCACGCGCGUGGACCUACGGCCGACCGGCAGAAAGCGCGGACACCAUUGGCAAGGUGACCAGGAAGAACAGGAUGAUAUGCAUGCCCUAUCCGCUUCUCAUGAACGCCUAUAAUACCGUCAACUGCGCGGCAGCUUGCCUCCUCACCUCGACCGAUUACGCUCAAGAGCUUGGUAUACCCAGUUCGAAGUGGAUCUUCCCUUUAGGGGGCGCCGGCACGAGAGACAGCCUUGAUUUUUGGGAGCGGCCAAAUUUCCACUCCAGCCCAUCCAUCUCACACACGCUCGACGCGGUUCUAAGAGUGUCCGGAUUGACGAAGGACGAAAUCGAUCUCUAUGACAUCUACUCUUGCUUCCCCAUUGUCCCAAAGCUGGCGUGCCACCAUCUCGGCUUGUCGAUACUCGAGCCUGCGAAGCCGAUCACGCUGCUGGGCGGCUUGACCUUCUUCGGCGGCGCGGGCAACAAUUACUCGAUGCACGCUCUUACGGAAAUGGUGCGACAACUUCGCCACCUACACGGUCCCUCUCGCAAAGGGCUGAUCCUGGCGAAUGGAGGGUUCAUGACGUACCAAUACGCGCUGUGUCUGUCGAACGAGCCAGGGAGCAGACAGUAUCCCAAGCAAAACCCGCUUCCGGAGGUCUGGCCAGAAGACACAGCGGUUCCACUCGAUCCGGAACCACAAGGCGAGGCGACCAUCGAAACUUAUACGGUAGAAUUUGGCCGGGAUGGCGCUCCAGUGGUGGGACAUAUUGUCGGGCGCACGAAGAGCGGCGGGAGGCGAUUCCUCGCAAACCACGCCGACGUGGCGACCCUGCAACAGCUCGCUAGCGCAAGCGAGGAGCAGAUCGGCAAGUCGGGGACCGUGAGGCAGCAUCCAGGGGUGCGCGGGAAGAAUUUGUUCUCUUUCACCAAGGAGAACAAGCUGUGA
Cladophialophora immunda is the source of this 1557-nucleotide messenger RNA. RefSeq lists its product as uncharacterized. The transcript has 8 exons. Gene Ontology annotation, molecular function: acyltransferase activity. The coding region runs from base 1 to 1557 and encodes 518 amino acids. The record is from RefSeq and is a predicted model, not a curated record. NCBI's taxonomy places the organism in Eukaryota, Fungi, Ascomycota, Eurotiomycetes, Chaetothyriales, Herpotrichiellaceae.